Molecule: messenger RNA, 14950 nt
Organism: Caenorhabditis auriculariae
Lineage: Eukaryota; Metazoa; Nematoda; Chromadorea; Rhabditida; Rhabditidae
Source: the annotation of a GenBank genome assembly
AUGGAACCGACGACGACGGAAGAUGACGUCACAACAACUGCAGAAUCGAAAACGACGACAACUGAACAAAAAACGACGGCAACGACUGAAAAGGGGACGACCACGGCGGCAGAAGAUAAAACUACGGUAACCACUGAAGCCGUGACGACGGCAUCUACUGCGACUACGACACUAAAUGAAGCAACUUCGGUUUCCACAACCCAGAGUUCGGUGACAGAAGGAAAGGCGACCACGUCAGAAGGAAGUACAGAUGGAGGUUCGAAGAUAUUAUUAUUUUUUUGUUAGGUUUUUUAUCUAAUUUUUUAAAAUAUUGCAAAUUGCGCUUUCAAAACUCAUGUUUAUUUGACGUAUGUUUUCUCAAAAAUUAGAUCGACUACCGCUAGAAAAUUAUUUGAAAAAUGAUAUCUGUGAUCUUUUAAAUUACAGGCACGGAAGCCCCUGUAACAGAUCCUGAUAAACCUACGACUCAACAAGGAACGACCGUGGCAAGUCCAACAAACGGAGUGACGACGGCUCCCUUGGGAGGAUCCACGCGUUCGACCGUCUGCAGGACAACUCCGAUGCCGACGACGAUCCCAUUCACGACCAUCGAGACGACUGUCGCUACAACAGUCACUACGGAGGGGCCAGAGACAACUAAACAUGGUCAGAAAGGGAAAUAGGGAGAAUGAUUACAAAAAAUUUAAAAAGUUAAAAAGUUUAAUAAUGAUAGUUUUUUUCUCGAAAACUUUAAAGCCUAGCAGAUUGAAAUUUUAUGAAAAUUCAUUCGGUACAAAUCCCAGCCAGCUCUCAGGAAGUUACAGUAGGGCUUCCCUGUAAAAAACCCCUUUGCAGCCUCUACCGAACCUGCAGAAGGUGGAAGUACAGUUCCCAUAGAAUUCGAAACACUGGGACCUCCGCCGGAAGAUGAGUGCGGCGCUGACGACGUGACGAUGGGUCCGCUACCGGGCGGCGGCGACGACGGCGGAAUCGCGAAUCCGCUUCCGAUCACUCAACCUGGAGACUCGACGGCCACUGCGCCCACUGCCACUCGGAAAUGCAGAACUACGCAGGCGCCGACGAGCACGCCUUCUCAAUUCACCACGACGCCGGCUGAUGCUACGACUUCAGCAGAAGAAACUACCGAUCCGGCCAAACCUACGACUCCGGCGGAGGCUAGUACUGCUCCAGCUGAAGAUACAACCUCAGCUGGAUUUACUACUGCUCCUGUGGAAGUUACAACUCCUGCUGAAGCUACUACCAAGCCUGCUGAACUUAGUACGACUCCUGCAGAAGUAACAUCACCCGCCUUAGCUACCACUACCCCAGUUGAAGUUACAACUCUAGCAGCCGCUACUACUGACCCUGUGGAGGUUACUUCUCCCGCUGAACUCAGCACAGUCCCCGCGGAAGUCACUACUGCUCCAGCUGAGGUCACCUCGCCAGCCGUAGCUAGCACAGUUCCCGCUGAAGUUACUACAGUCCCCGUUCAAGCCACAACUCCAGCUCAAGCUACUUCUCCAGCAGUCGCUAGCUCUGUUCCUGCUGAGAUCACAACUGUUCCUGUCCAAGUCACCAGUGAACCGGCAGAAACAAGAGCGACAGAAGUUACUGUAAUCGAGGAAAGUCCAACUACAGGAGGAGAAUCUACGCUCAUUGUAACAUCAGGUUUGAUAAAUAUCUUCUCCUGAUUUCUCAAUCGUUUUUCAGAUCCACCUGCGAUGACUUCAACAACUUCUUAUUUUUGUUAGUUCAAAAAAAUUUUUUUAUUAAAAAAACGAAAAAAAUUUGGACAUUUUUUUGUGUUUUAAGUUUUUUUAAUUUCAAUUCGUCGCUCAAGCUCCGCCCCCCAAAGGGCCGAUAAAGUAACAGUUAAGAAAAAAACCAAAUUUUUUCCCGUGAGAUCCGAUGUAUUGGCCGUAAUUAAUGUGUUCACACGAAGAAUUUUGGAUCUACGCGCAAAAACUUCAAUUUACUCUCCUAUUAAAAUUUUUGAGAAUCCUUGCCAAUUUACUAUUUCAUUCUUUUCAUGAUGAAAGGUGAAAUCGUCUCAUCGAAAAAGAACAGUUCUUCGAAACUGGCGCUUUUGUAUUUUUUGAAUUUAUUUUCUUUUUUUUCAUGUAUCAAUUAUCCGAAAACGGGGACUUCAGGGACAACAUGCAAAGACUGUUCUUACCUGAACGUCCAAUUGUUCAACGGGGAACCGUUCGACGAUGCGGCGCCCGUGUUGAAUCGCUAUUCGGCCAACGAUUGUUACUACGUUCAGUUCUUCUGUCGUCCUAUUACGGUGGGGAAAUGAUUCCAUGAAAAUAUAUCAGUGUGGUUAGAUCGGUGAUAACCGACCUGUGGCGACGAUCCUCAGCGGCGACUUGUCGGAUAACAGGAAGGAUAACCCUUUGAACAUAAACUUGGCCUGUCGAGACGGUGAAUGGAUAAUUCUGGACGGCACAAAUCGCAAAGUGACGUCAUUGGGAUGCGUCUACGACGUUCCAGGUGAUUUUUUAACUCAUAAACAAGUUCAAGCAAAGAAUUUUGUUCCAGCGACGACCACAGCGAAACCGACGACGAAAAUACCUGGAGGUUAUUUUUAUGGGGAUCUCAUCUGAAACCUGAGAAAAUUUAAGUUGAUCCAAACAAUCCUUGCAUGAACUGCUCGCAGUUAGUCGCCAGCCAAUCAACGUAUCCAGAAGGCGUGACUUAUCUCGACCACACUAUCGGAAUGUGUCUCUCUGUCAAAGUCUAUUGCUUGCCAACCAAUGUCAGUUCAAUCCGAAUGAUUUCAAAAUGUCAAUUGAUGAUUUCAAGACCCAUUCAACAGUCGAGUUCAUGUUCAACAACGAACUGACGGAUAUCACUGGACCUACGCUCAACCGAACUUUCACCUGCAACGCAAAAUCUAAGUGGCUGGACCAGCCGACGGGAACUAUUGUCAAGAACAUUUCGUGCAUCAUGAUCGAAGGUCAGUUCUGAAAUUUUUCUCCUCUCGAUCAAAAUGAAUGUCUUGUUCUGUGUUUUUUUCUGUAUGUAAAAUAUCUAAUUUUUUUAACUUUGUACUAAAAUUUUUUUCAAAGUUUUUUGUUUCACGAAAAUGCUUAUUUUUUUAUUUAAAGUUUGAGAUAAUUCCCGAGAAAAAGUUCAUUUGUUUCUGGAAAAAAUUUUCGCUAAAGUUUAUUUUCAACGAAAAAAAAGAGUAGGAAUGGUUCACGAUCAGGUAAAUGUAUAUUUCAACUCCAUCGAAAUUUCUGUAGAGCUUGUCAGUUUUAUUUUCUGCAGAUGAGCUUUCAACCACGCCGAUGAUUACUAUGACGCCGUUCGAAACGACCGAAUUAGAAGUUGUGACGACGAAAAAAGCAACAACUAAGAAGGCCACCACGACAACGAAGCCUAUCGUUUCGACGACGACGCCAAAAACCACACCAAAAACGACGCGAAAAACGACGCGAAAAACGACCUCGACAAAGGCGCCAACCACUCCGAAUGAGCCCGAAUCGACUGAGCCGCCUGUCGUGAAUCCUACGGUACCAUCGAACACAGAAGAACCCGUUGAAUCGACCAUCGGUCCUCAGGAACCAACAACAACGGCGUCCGGGCCGCCAAGUUUGAGAUUUUUAUUUUAGCGUAAAUUUAAAAAAAAUCGACAUUGACGCCACUAGGUCUCUCAAAAGCUUUUUGCAGAUUUUAUCAAAACUCUCGGUAAUUUCCCAGUUUGAAUGUGAAAAGUACAUUUUUGAAAAAAAUUAGUACCUCUUCUUUUUUUUAAACACAGUCUUCAGUAAAUUAUUCAUUCAACGUUGUUUGAAAGUCCAAUUUCUUCCAAAAUUUCAUCACUCAGUUUUUUUUUUCGCACACGGUAUUUUAAGUUUGGCUAGCUUUUUUAGUCCUUUCAGGCGUGCUUACCAGGUUAGAGUAUUUCCCUAGCUUGACCAACUUUCAGCCGGCUGCGCCAUGUGUCCGAUAUUCCAAGCGCAGCCUCUCAACAACACUGGAGGGCCUGGACUCUUCUACGUCUGGAACGACGACGACCUCGACAUAAUGUGCAAUCGUGUCGAAAUAACCUGCGAAGCGAUGACGGUAGGUCCGAAGCGAUCUUCGACACUUCUGAAGUCGCUUUAGCCAACGGACAACGCCGCUCUUUCGUUCUCUCCCAUCGGAGUCGUCAUGACCGGAUCUUCGAAGCAAACAAUCACUCUGACGUGUCAAUCCGAUGGAAAUUGGAAAUACAACGGCGUCGUUAUAACUUCUGCAACUUGCGUGAUAUCAAGUAAGGGUGCUAAAUUUGAGAAGAUAGUUGACUCGAUGUAACUUCGAAAGCGUAUUUUCUUGACUUGACGCAAAAAGACUGCUUCGUGCCGUAGAUCAUGUUUCCUAAAAAAAUAAAGAAUCUUUUUCAAAUAGGUUCGAACCAUUAGUCUCAUAAAAAACUAAGUUUUCAUCGCACAUACAAUAACUUAUUCGAAUAAUUCAAACCAAUUCUCCCAUCAAGAAAAGACGAAAAAUGGACUGACUAUAGUAAGUCCAUCAAAAAAAACUUUCCUCUGACCACUGACCAUAGCUUGUCCUUAUUAUCUUCAUUACGCCUUCUGUUUUCUCUGAUUUGUUUUCUCAUCUGUUUUCACUUUCCCUAUUUUCAUACUUUUUUCUCUUAUUACUUUCCUAGAAUCAUCUCGCGUAGUUGUGCUAAAAUUGAAAAGCUGACUUAUAAAAUUUCCGUUUUUAAAAAUUUCAUUCAAAGUCAAUUAUUUAUAUUAGAAACCGUUGGUCCGACUCCUGCACCCACUUCAGCACCCAUUCCGACAACUACAGUCACAACCCGGAAAACGACAACAGUAGUCAAUCCUGGUUCAUCUAAUUAAAAGUGAAAGAGAGGAAAUAGGAUUCAGAAGGCUGCACGAAAUGCACCAGAAUGCCGGUGACUUCUGUGACGUCAUCUUCCUAUGCGAAUGGCCUGACGACGGCGGUUCUCUCCGUUGACGAUUGCACCACUCUAGUGAUCACUUGUCAAGGCUCAUCGGUAGACAAAAAGAUAGAAACUGUAUGAAAUAUUGGGUGUUCUUAAAGGAAACCGACGACGUUGCGAUCUUCAGUGGAGGCAAAGAAUUGAUUUCGUCGGUCGAGGAGAUUUCGAUGAUCUUCAUUUGUUCCUCUACGACAGAAUGGGUCUCCGAGGAUGACGAUAUCGUGGAUGCCAUCUCCUGUGGUCGUAGAAGUGAGAAAAAAUAUUAAACUCGAAAUAAAAUAAAAUUUAGCUGUUGAGCAACAGCCUACAACGACUACAGUACCACGGAGUUUGUUUCCUUUUUUUUCAAGACAUUUUCGAUUUUUACUGAUUCUCUUAGGAAGCUUUCAAGAACCUCAUACAUAAAUUUCAAUAAAUUUCUGAGCGAAAUCCCAAUCAACCGGUUUCACAGACUGUGGAAAUACUUGCCCAACUCUGAAUACUUGGGCUCUGGCCGAUCCAACAAAAUCAUCGCCUUACGAUGGUUUCCUCGUUAUUUACAACUACAUAGACCCAGUGACCAAGUGCAAAGUUGUCGAUAUUUCCUGUCAGGGCACAUCGGUCAGAAAAAUAAAUGCAGAUAGAGAUCUCAAAAGAAAGUUCAGACCACAGAAAACUCAACUCUUAUCUUCGAUCCGAUUGGUCCGGUUCUGACUAGCCAGAGCUCGCAAGCCUUGACUCUGAAGUGUGACAUCGACAAUUUGUGGAAAUACCAAGGCUCCACCUUCACUAGGGUCGGAUGUCUGGUUUCAAGUGAGUGAAAAUCAAAAAAAAGCGCCAAAACAUAGGUGAGGCUUUCAACUUUUUGUUGGUUUUCUGAUAUUCAACGAAGUUCAAUGAACAGUAAUGUAAACUCGCUAAUAUUUUCUUUUAUUGAUUUUCGAAUAGGGGUAAAUUUCCGUUUUUCCUGGCCUUUUCAUCAAAAAGCAAGUCACAAAAAUAAUUUUAUGAUCUCAAGUGUUUGAAAUUCAAUUCAAGAGACUAUUUGGAGCUGUCUCGAAAAUGUAUCCCUUCGAGGAAAAAGACCUGAAAGAAGCUCAUUUCAGCGUCGAGUCCUGGAAGCACGAUGCCUCCGGUCGUCACCACCACGCUAGUUCCAACCACAACGACUCCUUAUAAUCAUCAAAUUCGUGAGAUUUGUUGAGGGAAUCAUUUCAAAAUGGUUCGAUCCACAGCUCCCUGUAUGCAAUGCUCUCGUCUGGAGAUCCAACCCGAGCCCACCGAAAAUGGAUACGCCAACGGCCACGUUACUGUAGAUUUCUUCACAGACGGAUCCUGCAGCUACCUGAAUGUCCUGUGCGAAGGAAGCUCUGUUGGUUCUUCUAAUAACUUGAUUAAACUUCAUACUAAAAAAAGACUUGUAAUAUAGGGGGAGUCCAAAAGGUGCUGAUGUUGUAAUUUAAUGAAACUUUGUACAGGGUUUGACAUUCUGAUGCAAAAUUUAUGCAAAAAAUGCGAUUUUCGCGUUAAUUCGAGCUAUAACAUCUCAAACUUUAAAUCUGCUAUUGCAGUGAAGAAAAUGGUUGUUUUUGACUAAUUUGACUUUUCAAAACUUCUGAAAAUCCGCGCUUUUUUGAUGAAAGGCACAUGCGAAAGUGCCUCUGUACGAAGUUUUGUCGAUUUCUAGUACUGCCAUAACUUCCCGUGUACUGAUUUCCCUUUUUUUUCUCAAGCCAAACGAGCCGGUGGCCCUGAAAAGCGGAAACAACUACCUUGUCACUUCGGCGACGGGCUCGGCCAGCGUCAAUCUCUCUUGCAGCAUGACUUCUUCCUGGAUUUAUGGUCCCGGACCGUUAGUCGUACCGUCUGUUUCAUGCUCUCGACAAAUUGGUUCGUUACGGUUUAGUUUUUGCUAGAGCUCUGGAUAUUCAGAAGUUAUCCCUAUUACAACGACUCUUCUCACAACAACGACGCGCACAACAACCGGUUAGUCAGCUCUCUAUUGAAAUCAGUUCUUCAAAAGUUCAGUUCUUUGAAGCACUUCCUAAUGAUUUUUCGGAAAGAUUUUUCUACGAGUGAUUCUAUGGAAUUUUUCACUGUAAAAACGAAAAAAAGAGAGCCAUAACUUGAAGAAAAUAUCUUUCAGAAAACCGGCUUCUGUAAAUCGUUUUCCCCCCUCUUUUUCACUCGAUAUUUUAUCAAUUUUCAGUAACAAUUCCUGCAACAACACCUCCUACGACGACGCCAACCAAACCACCUUCGACGACGUCAACCACUCCUGGUGAUUCUAGCUUUGAUGAAGAUAGAGAUCUUCGAAAUUAUAGCGGCCACUUGCUCAACGAGCUGUCCGAACCUGGAGCCGGUGGCGAAGACUCCGUCCGAAGGAUACGAUGGAAUGAUUGUCCUGGACCAUUUCGAAGUCGUUGGCUGUUCUCACGUCGGCAUAUCCUGCUCAGCCACGAAGGUUCAAAGAGAUUUCUAGUCAUAAGGAUUUUUCUUGUAGACAUUUGUAGAGAGUGGAAAAAUGCAAGCUUGAUGGGGUUAGGCAAAUUUCGUUAUGAGUUGAGUUAUAGUUAUGGAGGUAACUUUAGUUAUGUGAAAAAAUAAAUUGCUUUUUCCAUUUUGAAUUUAAAAAUAUAUUUCAUGCUGUCUUUGAAGUUUUUUUUAAUUAUCUUUUGUUUUCUAAAAAUUUGAUUCGGAGAUAUUCAGUUAAUUGGAAGUUUUUCUUUAAGAAAAUGAACUUUUGUAACUUCUAGUUCAAUUACAAAAUAAAAAAAAGAGCUCAUUUCAUAUUUUUUUCGACUCACCAAAUCUCAUUAGACCAACAUUAGAUUUGAAUAAGUUUUUAGUUGUUCUUCUACAAUCAAUGAGAUUCUUCGAAAACGAUAAAUAAGCUCACCGACACGUUUGAAGGGAUCUCAAAACGCGACUCUGUUGUUUGAAAACUCUGUGAUAUCUACGGGAGCGUCUCGACAAUCAGUUGAAGCCAUUUGUGACGUCUCCGGUGAAUGGAUUUACGAUGGAGAAGUGGUUCCAUCGGUGAGCUGCAUCGUCACAGGUUGAGUUUUGGGCUGAAUUACCUUUCAAUAGAGAUUCGUAGAUCCCAACGUUUCCCCUGGAGUCGUCACUUCGACGCCUCCUGCAACUACUGUGGCUCCUUCUACGAUCAAGGAUAUUGGAGCAGGUGCCUUGUCCCAUCUUGAAUCUGAAGGACCAAUAAAUCUUCAUAGCUUCCUGCUCCGUUUGUCCAACGAGUACGAUUUCUUCGGUCGGGUCGUCUUCUUCCUAUCAGGAUGGCUUCGUGACGCUGACCAACGACUUCGACGCGUUCGGAUGCCGCACUCAGAAUGUCUUGUGCCAAGGAAUCACGGUAUCAUCAUAAUCAAAAAAUAAUUCUACUGGAAUUCAGUCCACGGAGCCAGUUGCCCUUCUGACUUCUGAAGGAGUUUCGUUGGUUUCCGGCCCUGGAAAGGUCAGUCUGGGUCUUUCUUGCUCUUCGGCCACCUCCUGGGUGACGUCGACCAAUGUUGCAGUGACGACGUUGUCUUGUGGGAGACAGUUGGGUCAGUAUCUACAGAAAAACUUUUUUGAAAACACUUCAUUUUCAUUUUGUAGAAAGAUUAUACUUGAAAAGCUAUUUAUUAUGAAGCCGUAUACAUGAGCAUUUACGCAGCGUAAAUGAGAAUCUAUUUCGUAAUGGUUCUCUUUUUAAUCUUCUCAAACACCUUCAGUUUUCAAAAUCAGAAAUCUGUUAAAAUUAGAGUUGCUUAGAAUCGUUUACGUCUAUCCAUUUGGGUGAACGCAUGUGGUCUUUAAAUAUUUUGGAAAGUUUUGAGCUUCUAAUCUUUUUUCAAAAAAAAAUAUUAUCAUUUUUCAGCCACUACCACUGCGAUGACAACAACGACGCCAAUUCGUAAGACCACUCAUAAAAAGUUCCUUCAGCUCGUCCGUAAACUUUUCAGCCAUGUGUAGCCAAUGCGAGCUUCUAAGGCCGAAGGCCCUCCUCCGCGACGACGCCUACGACGGAAUGAUCGUCCUCGACAACUUCUACGACGUCGAAGGUUGCCUCACUGUGACGGUCACCUGCGCGGCGAUGAGAGUAAGAAUUGGAAUUUCAAAGGAUUUCUCAACUUCCUUCUUAGGAAAAUGAAAAUGCGACGCUGCUUUUCGGAGAGAACGUCGUUAGAACUGGCGCCUCCUCUCAAACAAUAUCCUUGGAUUGCAAUGCGGAUGCAGAAUGGGUUUACAACUUGGAAGCGUUCCAAGAAGUCAGCUGCGUUGUUACCAAUUCAGGUAUUGAAAGGAAUGAAGAAUUACUGGAAAAAUCUACAUUUUGGGCUAGAAAAGUAUCUAAAAACGAUCGAAAAUUUUCGCUACCUUUUGACCACUGAAAAAUGUUGACAAUAAAAUUGAGUUUUGUUUUUUUUUCCUUUUUGAUAAAUUCCAUGUCUUUAUCUUUUUUUAAAACUAAAAAACUAGUAACUUAAAACUAGUAAGUUGAAAUUUAUUCAGAUACGCUCGCGCGGAAGAAGAGACAGGCCGUCACAAAUCCUACUGUCCUGUGUAAGUUUGGAUAAAAAUACAAAAAAAUGCUGCAGAAAAGCGGUCUUCAUCGAAGAAAGAACAGAAUGAGAUUAUGAGGAAUAUCAAUAAAUAAAUUAUUGGCUGACUUGGAAGAGUAAUUGAGUUAAAAUUUAGGAAAAGGUUCAUUAGAAAUAUCAAUUUUUUGUGAGACUCAAAUUUGUUUUGUGUUUUCUUUAUUUAUUAAUUUUUCUUUUUUUAGGGCUAGAUAAUUUUUUGUGUAAUAAACCGUGUAUCAUGAAUACGAGUAAAAAGGAUAAGAAUGUACUUGCAGCCGACGCGGCGCCAUGUGCACAGUGUAGUCCGGUGAAGGUAACUUCGGUGCCAGACACCGGAGAGUAUCUCAACGGCUUCACCACUUUGAUGAGCACCAACGUCGGCGGCUGUCGCACUACCGCCGUCGUCUGUCAAGGAAUCUCAGUUCGAAUCCCUUGAUUUGACAGAAAAACGGGAGGAAAUGUUCAGCCGACCGAUGUCGUCCACGUGUUGGUUUCCGGAACGGAGAGAGCCACCAACGCCUUCCAGAUCAACAUGACUUUGGCGUGUACUGCGGCCAGCACCUGGCAGGAUUCCAACGGACUUGCUUUCCCUUCUAUGUCCUGCGCACGCAAGAAUCGUCAGUCUUGCAUUUUACUUAGGAAAAUUUAGUGAAUUGAGUUCAAUACGUGAGAAAUUCAGUAAAAACACAAGUUUUUACUUGGAAUGUCUUUUUAAAAGGCUAUAAUAGUUCAAAAUCUGGAAGUGAAUAACUAUAACAUGGUCUGGACUUACAGUAAGACUUCUGAAUGAGUUGGUGUACUUAUUUUUCCGUUGAGUCUGAGUCUGUUUUCGAAAAUCGUUGAGCAGGUUUAAAAAAGGAGUCAAAAAGGUAUGAACUAAAAGGAAGGAAAAUUUUUCAACCGGGUUAGUUUUUUUACAGUAUUUUUUGAUGGUUAAAUUUCAAGCUGAGUUAUCACGAAACUUUAGGAGAUUUGCGUCUUUAAGAAAAUAGGUGUUGAUGGAUUCCAGCAGCUACCACGACCACCGUAGCUACUUCAACUUCCACCACAACUUUGGCUACAACUACUCCGACCACUUCGACCACUACCUUGGCUUCAUCCACUUCGACAGGACCAAGUAGCACCCCGAAUCGAAAACUUACAACUUCUGAAUUUUUGAGACCUCUGUUCGAGUUGCACCAACUUGUUGCCAAUAACACCGACAGACCUGGCCGCGAAUGAGGCCCAAGGCUACCUGGUUCUAGAUCAUUACUUCGAUCCUUCCAGCACCUGUCGGAAAGUUGAUAUCACGUGCAGUGGACAGAAUGUGAGCUUUUUGAAGAGAAGAAAAGAAAAUCUUCACACCGUUGAUUACUUCAAAAAUUAAUAAAUUAUAAAGAGUGAUGUUUUAGAAGCGCGUUCAAAUGAAUCUCCCCUUUUUCAUGUUAUUAAAGAGAGCGGCCAUUCCAGACCGGCGAGACGGCGACGAUAGAGUUCAAUGACGCGACGCGCGUCAUCAGCGCCGCAGGUCAAGUGUCGUCGUCCUUAACCUGCUCGACGUCCGGCCAGUGGAUCUUCGACGGCUCGCCCACGACAGGCAUCGCCUGCACGGCGGCAUGUUUGUCUUCUACUUGCCCCUUCUCUUCUUCAACCUCUUCAAUGCUUCAGCGUCGACGUCUCCUACUGUGACCCCAGCCGUGCCGAUCACCACGACAGUCCCUCCGCCCACCACGACGGCGCUUGGAACUCGUUUGUAUCCUCGAAAACUUCUUUGUAGAUGAAGUUGUACUUUGCAGCAGCAUGUCUGACUUGCAACAGGAACCUCGCACAGUCUGUUCCGUUCUUCUACAACAGCGGAUUCUUGAUUCUGGACACGAAAAUCGUGAACAACUGCAUGCAAGCGAGUCUGUCCUGCUCGGCUCCUGAUGUGAGUUUCGACUGGUUUUUAAAAAAAAAGCUCAAGAUAUUAUUAGUCUAUCCAAAAAUGGUGAUUAAAGGUGCGUGGACUUUUAAAAAAAUUAUCGUGGUGGAUAACCGGUUUUAUGGUUUUAUAAGGCUUGCAAGAUUUUAAAGCCUUUUUCAUUAAAAGUUUGCAGAAAGAUUUCUUGUUCAGUAUUCAUUCAAAGUCGACGUAGCUUUUUUUCAGACUACUGGGGAGGCCGUUCUUGUGGAUUCGAAUGGAAAUGAAAUGGCCUCUGGAACCGGAAAGUUGAAUAGUACAUUGACCUGCGAUUCUAACGGCCAAUGGAUCACGCCUACAGGAUCCGUGGUGACUGGCGUCAGUUGUGGAGCUCCAGGUUUGAAAUAUGAAAAAAAUUUUCUGCGAAAUUUUUCCAAUUUAUUCCUGUAGCUUAUUCAAUGAUUAUAUGGCUUGUGAGAGCCAACUCUCGAAUCUUCAGCUUUUGUGAAAUAGUUUCGAAUCAGUUUCAGUUAGUUGAUUUCUAAAACUGGAAGACAAGGCUUACUCGAAAAAAAAAAGCGAUUUUGAAAAGAACCAUACAUAGAAAGACAUUAUUUGAAGGACGCUAUUACCCUCCCAAUCCCCUCCUUUUUUGAAUCCUGCUUCUCAACUAAUUGGGUACUGUAUUUGCCAAAGUAUUUACAAAACAUAUCUCACCAAGUUUUUGACUCUCAGGAAAAUGCGCCGACUGCUCGAACGUCCUUCCUCUGUCCUUGACCAGCAGCCAACUGGCUCCGAACCAACUCGACGGCGAGCUCAUCCUCGACCAUUAUAUCAAUCAGCAGAGCGGCUGCCGCGUUGUCGACAUUCAAUGCAGCGCGAGAAACGUUCCUUCCUUCAGUUUCCUCCAGAACUUCAGCCGAUUCAGACCGGAGAAAACGCGACGAUCAUGUUCAACGGGCAGGAUGCCAACUCAGAAAGUGCCGCGGGGCAGAUCUUCUCAUCUCUGACGUGUACGGCGAGCGGGACUUGGUUGUUGUCUGAAACUUCUGUCACUAGAAUCGCUUGCCGAAUUGAUGGUACUUAUGCGUUGAGAAAGUAGGAUGUUAAGUUCGAGCUCAGCUUCUACAUCUCCCACAGUUGCCCCUCCUCCGAUCACCACUACGCUCGCUCCAGCGAUGACUACUCCAGUUGGAAGCUGUGAGUUCAAAAGUAAAAAAUUAUCCUCCAGUCACAUUGAGAAAAUUUUUUAGAAAAAAAAUCGUUUCAUUUUUACAUGAGAACUGAGUAAAAUAGCUUUCAAAGCGCAACUGAUCGGAAAAACAUUUCUUAUUCAUUUUCAAUUUCAAAGAUUUGAAAUGAAUAUUUUAAAAAUUUGGCAAAAAGUUAUCGAGUUAGAAUUCUUCACGAGAAAAAGAAAAAUCAGUAUUCGUUAACCUUGUAUGUCGCCACUGUAAUUUUAAGUUUGAUCUUUAAAAAAGAAAUUUCAGUGGCAUGCGCAAACUGCAAGCGCCAAAUCGUGACUCCCGUCUCCUCGAUCUACAACAGCGGAUUCCUGACGAUGGACACGAGAAUCAUCAACGAUUGCCUAUCCACAAGCCUCUCUUGUGCUGCUCCAACAGUCUAUAACCAAAAAAUAUCUUUAUAAUCAGAAAAUCUCCUGUUCAGACGACAGGAACAGGCGUUCUUGCCGAUCCCAGCGGAGCCGUACUUGCCCAGGGCACGAAUUUGGCCAAUUUGACGUUGACCUGCACCGAGAAUUCUCAGUGGUUGACGCCGUCUGGAACUGUGGUAACUGGUGUCAGCUGUGGCACUUCUGGUUUGCCUUUUUAUCUUCGUGAGGAGAAAAAGACUAUUUUGAAGGUCUUUGCACGGCAUGCUCCAAUAUGCUUCCGAUCCUGCUAGACCAGGCCAAACUUGCUGCAAAUGAAAUGAACGGCGAUCUGACUAUCACUCAUUAUUACGACAGAGGAACUGGCUGUAGGACGGUCGUCAUGCGAUGUGCCGGACAGAACGUUAGUGAAGUGAACAGCUUCGGAAUGAACUGAAAGACGUCAGGAAGCUCAAGACGCGACGAUUAUCUACAACAACAAUGCCGACACGACGACGUUGACCGUCCCCGGACAGGUCUCCAUUGGCCUGACUUGCUCCGCCGGCGGGCAAUGGCUCCGGGCGGGCGUGCCUGUGACUGGCAUCGCUUGCAAGAUUUCUUGUUUGUCGAUUGAUCAAGUCCAGUUUGGAAAUUCUUUUUCAGUCGACACCUCUCCAACUCUAACUCCGCCUCCCGCCCUCACGACGGUCACUCCACCGCCAGAAACGACGGAUCCGGGAACUUGUGAGAUCUCCUUUUUUUUUCGCUUUUCCAAAAAAUUUUUUCUUUGGAAAAUUGUUUCUCUGAGCUUCAAGUGAAUACCAAAAAUGGCAAAAAGGAAAAAAAAAUGUUUAGUGGCAUGCAUGGCGUGCAGCCGUCAACUCGGAGCUUCGAUCUCCUCGCCGGCCUUCGCCACAGCCUUCCUCACUCUCGACACGGAGACCGUCAACGGCUGCCUCGUUGCCACUUUAUCUUGCUUCUCGCCUACUGUGAGUCUCAAAGACGGAAUCAUUCACGUCUUCUGGUACAGAUGACCGGAACCGCCGUCCUGCUCGACUCCAACGGAAACCAGCUCGCCACAGCGACCGGCGUCGCCAACACGACCUUGACCUGCAGUUCGAGUGCUCAGUGGCAGACGGCGACUUCGACGGUCGUCACUGGCGUCAGUUGCGGCGUCGCUGGUUGACCUUCCGUGUUGUUUCCCUGUCUUAUUCAACGUUUUCAGCGACAACUACACCUACGCCUACAACUACUCCAGUCACCACGCCACCGACGACCACAGCAGUUGUGAGUUGAAAAGCAGCAGUUUGAAAAAAAACUCAGUUAAAUUACGACGAGAGCUAUUUUUCGAUCUCCAAACAGUACUGUAUUUGAAAUUUGCACUUCGUGUGUAUGAACUUUCUAAGUGAUCCCAGGUCCCAGUCUACCACUUUUGAGUUUUUUCAACAGCUUCUUUCAUUUGGAACUUCAUCUUGUCCCCCACACCUCAAAGCCCGGACUUUAUGAUACCGUACUCUGCGGAAAAGGAAAAAAUCGCUCUAGUAUGACCAAUUUUUUCCGUGAGAUUUUUAAAAAACGUUCAAAAUUCAAAAAGAUAGAAAAGUUUGAAGGCGGGCGAUCCUUGUGCGGCGGCGACGUGGCAGCCGUGGCAGGAAUGGUCGACCUGCACGGACACUUGCGGAGCCUGCGGAACGUGGCAGCGUUUCCGCGCCUGCAACAAGCCGAAUCCCAGCUGUCUGUGUAGUGGGUUAGUUUGUUAGGGUUUGAGACUAGCGAACUUCAGAUUAGAGCUGAUAAGUAACCAGAAUGUUAGAUUCCUUGGAAUCUUGUAACAAAAAUUAUUUUUCUGUCUCGUUCACUUCAUAACUUUCAGAACGGCCUUUGAGAAAGAGCCCUGCAAUCGGUCCGUUUGCAUGUACCCAAGGUCAAACUGUUGCGCUGGAACUACGCCGAAAUCAUCGCAGGGCCAAUUCUUAUGCCUCUAA